Molecule: messenger RNA, 474 nt
Organism: Oikopleura dioica
Lineage: Eukaryota; Metazoa; Chordata; Appendicularia; Copelata; Oikopleuridae
Source: the annotation of a GenBank genome assembly
AUGAAUUGCUUGUUGCUGGUAGUCGUAAAUAUCUUGAGAAGCAGUGCGCAACUGAUAUAUGCAGAUAAUGAUAAAAUAGUAGCAGAAAGCGAGAGGGCUUUGCGAAAAUGCUUUGUCUACAUGGAACAGGUGAUGGACUGUAAUCCGCCGUUGAGGAAGAUAGGAAAGUAUAAAUGGAGGAUGGAGAAGAACUUCAAAAACGCGCUCUUCCAUCUUCAAAACGAAAAUUGCCGCCUUCAAGAAGAUUCUUCCUAUGCUCCCCCAAAAAGAGAUCCACUCUGUAAACCACCAAAGCCACAGCUAUCUGUGAAAUUAGGCGAAAUUUGCGAAGGAUUGUCAAGGGACUUUUUCGCAAAAGAAAUCUUCUCUGGCUGCCGACGAUUCAAUGCCUGGCAAGACCGAAACAACCACUUACUGAAGGACAUCCUAAGAAUGCGCAAUCAAUGUCUAAAACGCGCAAAUCUACCUUACUAA